CUCUCUCCACCUUCUCUGCUUCCAAAAAAACAUGACCUCCAACUUCUAUAUUAUAAUAUAAUAUAUUCCCUUUACUGUAAUAGUGUCUUCUGAUCUCUUAAAAGCAGAGAAAUAUAACUUAAUUAAGAAAAGUUCAAUGGAAAAGUAUGAGAUUCUUAAGGACAUUGGCUCUGGCAAUUUUGGGGUUGCCAAGCUGGUCAAGGACAAGUGCAGUGGGGAGCUUUUGGCUGUCAAGUAUAUUGAGAGGGGCCAUAUGAUUGAUGAGCAUGUUCAGAGGGAAAUCAUGAACCAUAGAUCCCUCAAGCAUCCCAACAUUAUUAGGUUCAAAGAGGUGUUUUUGACAGAGACCCAUUUGGCCAUAAUGAUGGAAUACGCCUCCGGGGGAGAGCUAUUCGAUCGAAUUUGUAAUGCGGGAAGAUUUAGUGAGGAUGAGGCAAGAUUUUUCUUCCAACAGCUAAUAUCUGGAGUCAGUUAUUGCCACUCUAUGCAAAUCUGUCAUAGAGAUCUCAAGCUUGAAAACACGCUUUUGGAUGGAAGCUCGACGCCCCGCCUCAAAAUAUGCGAUUUUGGCUAUUCCAAGUCUGCAGUUUUGCAUUCACAGCCCAAGUCCACAGUUGGAACCCCAGCAUACAUUGCACCAGAAGUCUUUUCAAGAAAAGAGUAUGAUGGAAAGAUUGCAGAUGUUUGGUCUUGUGGGGUUACCCUAUAUGUGAUGCUGGUUGGUGCUUAUCCCUUUGAAGACCCUGAGGACCCAAGAGAUUUCAAGAAAACCAUCACUAGAAUAUUAAGUGUUCAAUAUUCAAUCCCGAGCUACGUCCGGAUAUCCAAGGAGUGCAAGCAUCUCUUAUCUCGGAUAUUCGUGUCAGAUCCUGACGAGAGGAUAAGCAUAGAGGAGAUCAAGAAACACCCAUGGUUUCUUAAUAGCUCUUCAGAAGAAACCAUGGACUCUUCACUCGAAGACAGCAAUGGAGAAGCAAAUGGUGAUGAUGAUGAUGAUAAGAAUAGAGCUUGGCAGAGUGUUGAACAAGUGUUGGCCAUUAUACAAGAGGCUCGCGAGGCGACCGGACCGGGUGGCCUACUGGUUGAUGACAUGGACGAAAUAGACUUUGAUGGGGAGAUAGAUGAGGAGGAGGAUGAUGAUGAUAUGGAGUCAAGUGGGGACUUCAUACGUGCAUUUGUGAGCUAGCCAAAGUCACUACUACUAUUUCAUGCCAUUGUCAAUGAACCUCAUCAUUCUAUAUAUGUUUGUGCUCUCUACUCUCUUUGUUGCGCUGAAAAAUUUCUAACUUGUAAUGUAAUCUGCACUAUAAGUUGGAAAUUUUUCAGUGAGAUUGAAGAAAUAGUAUGAAUUUAAAGGAGUUAUUGCUUGAACUGAAGAAUAAUGACAAUAGUAAUUU
Messenger RNA from Cuscuta campestris, 1397 nucleotides. The record is from the annotation of a GenBank genome assembly. Lineage: Eukaryota; Viridiplantae; Streptophyta; Magnoliopsida; Solanales; Convolvulaceae.